Anopheles moucheti is the source of this 427-nucleotide messenger RNA. RefSeq names its product protein kish (gene ksh). The record is from RefSeq and is a predicted model, not a curated record. The coding region runs from base 94 to 312 and encodes 72 amino acids. The transcript is spliced from 3 exons. Gene Ontology annotation, biological process: intracellular transport; protein secretion. NCBI's taxonomy places the organism in Eukaryota, Metazoa, Arthropoda, Insecta, Diptera, Culicidae.
CGUAAACACCAUCGACGUCAUUUGCCAAUCUCCAAAAUCUACUUGGAUCAUUUGUUUCGGCAGUGCGAUAAUUUUUGCAUUAGGAUUUACAAAAUGAGUGCACUGUUCAACUUUCAAAGCUUGCUCUCGGUUCUGCUGUUAUUGAUUUGCACCUGCACGUAUCUGCGUUCGCUCUUUCCCAGUAUUGUGGACCGGAAUAAGAAAGGUAUGCUCGGUCUGUUCUGGAAGUUUGCGCGAGUUGGCGAAAGGAAAUCCCCCUACGUUUCUCUUGCGUGCCUCGUGAUGGCUGUUUCUAUAUUGUUUUGGACUUAGCUACAUAAUUCACGGAUAACUACGUAUUUCAUGGUUAUAAGAAAUGUACAUCUAAUGUAAGAGAUUAUGCAUUUUGUUGAAUAAAAAGGAUUACAUUUACAGGAUUUUACAGUGA